This is a messenger RNA of Phlebotomus papatasi, 2000 nucleotides long. RefSeq names its product stress-induced-phosphoprotein 1 (gene Stip1). Lineage: Eukaryota; Metazoa; Arthropoda; Insecta; Diptera; Psychodidae. Bases 181 to 1617 code for a protein of 478 amino acids. The transcript has 4 exons. Gene Ontology annotation, molecular function: Hsp90 protein binding. The record is from RefSeq and is a predicted model, not a curated record.
AAAAGUGGCGAAAAUCGGCAUUCAGCAGAAAUUUCUAGACUCAUUUGUCGGACAAUAGAGAAUUUCUUCUAGAGUUUUCUUGUUUUUCCACCAAUAAACCGUAAUAAAAGAGCAGCAAGUGUUUCAUUCUUGGUGUCUGUGUAUCCACCAAUAAGUCAAGCUAAAGGUUUUAAUAAAGAAAUGGAAGAUCAAAUUAAUGCGCUCAAGGAGAAAGGGAAUGCUGCCUUAGCUGCUGGGAAACACGAUGAAGCCAUUGUGGCUUAUACGGAAGCUCUAACUCUCAAUGACCAAAACUACGUAAUAUACAGCAAUCGAUCUGCGGCAUAUGUGAAGGCCGGCAAAUAUCAAGAGGCUCUGCAAGAUGCCCAGAAGACUGUUAGCCUCAAUCCAACAUGGGCUAAGGGAUACUCAAGAUUAGGCACUGCCCUAAGUUUCCUCGAUCGAACAAUGGAGGCAUAUGAAGCAUACAACAAGGGAUUGCAAUAUGAUCGGAGCAAUGCUGCUUUGCUAACUGGGCUGGAUGAGAUGAAGAAGCGCUUAUUGAGUGAUCUUGCCAGUGAAGUACCCAUGGAUGUGGAUCCUCCCAAGGCAAAACCUCCACCAGCCAAAGCUACCACUAAGCCAGAGCCCAAAGUUGAUGAGAAUCUGCCUGAAAAUAAACGUUUAGCACGGCGUGAGAAGGAGUUGGGAAAUGAAGCCUACAGGAAGCGGGACUUUGAGAAGGCCAUUCAGCACUAUGAAGCCGCAAUUCAGCACGAUUCCACGGACAUAACAUUCUACAACAAUCUGGCUGCUGUUCACUUUGAAAAACGCGAUUACCAAAAGUGCAUUGCUGAAUGUGAAAAGGGCAUUGCAAUUGGUCGCGAAAAUAGGGCAGAUUUCAAAUUGAUUGCAAAGGCAUUCAGUCGUAUUGGCAAUGCAUAUAGGAAGCUUGAGGAUUGGAAAUCGGCUAAGACUUACUAUGAAAAAUCCAUGUCGGAGCAUAGAACGCCUGAAGUGAAAACGGUCCUCAGUGAGAUUGAGAAGAAAAUCAAGGAGGAAGAGAGGAAGGCAUAUAUAGAUCCGGCUAAGGCUGAAGAGGAAAAGGAAAAGGGCAAUGAGGCCUUCAAGAAGGCAGAGUAUAGUGUUGCUGUGAAGCACUACACAGAGGCCAUCAAGAGAAAUCCUGAUGAUCCAAAAUUGUACAGUAACAGAGCAGCUUGCUACACCAAGUUGGCUGCAUUUGAUCUCGGCCUCAAAGACUGCGAGACAUGCGUUAAGCUGGACGAUAAGUUUAUCAAGGGAUGGAUUAGAAAGGGAAAAAUUCUUCAGGGAAUGCAGCAGCAAUCUAAGGCUCUACAGGCAUAUCAGAAGGCACUGGAAUUGGAUCCGUCAAAUGCUGAAGCUCUUGAGGGAUAUCGCACCUGCACCAUGGCUGUAAAUUCCAAUCCUGAGGAGGUAUUGAAAAAAGCCAUGUCUGACCCGGAAGUACAGCAGAUCCUACAAGAUCCAGCCAUGCGUCUAAUUCUGGACCAAAUGCAGGAGGAUCCUAAAGCAGUCCAAGAGCAUCUCAAGAAUCCAGCUAUUGCCAGUAAAAUCCAGAAGCUUCUCGAGUGUGGUAUCAUCAAGAUUCACUAAAUUUACUGACCAAUCGCUUGUAGAAAAGGGAAAGCUGCGUGAUGAUUUGCUGAACAACAAAAUAUUUAAAACAACUUUUGAAAAGAAUCUGAUUCGCCAGAAAGGAUACAAAUGUUAAAAAACAAAUUAACUUCUUUGGCUGAUGAAAUUCAACAGAACCAUAUAUACAUAUGUUGUUUAAGUUAAAAAAAAAUGAUUUUCCAUCAUGCAACAGAGUGUGUUUCAAGGAUAAUAACAAAACAAUAUAAACGAGAAAUGAAAAUAUUCCUUAAGUUUAGUUUACAUGGGAUACUGAUAUCGGAUGAUCUAAUUAUUCUAAUUUUCAAAUAAUUACACUAAAUUGGUCGAAAUAGAAAUAAUUUUAUCGAAUUAUGUAUUUCAAA